UAUGCUUCUGAAUUGUGUGUAUUUAAUAUUGCCUUCGCUCAAUUACUUUGAGACUUUUGCGUUUUACAGAGCCGGUUCCAAAGUUUCGCUUACGCGCACUCGCACGGCCUCAACAACUAGCGUGGUGGCUCUUAUACUACAAUAACAGCACUGGAUUAACCCAGCUUGGGCCCAGCAGGCUCUGUCGCGUUGACUGGGAAAUCCCAAACCUGCGCACGCGCUUUCCACAACGCCAGUGCACCUGCUCAUCAUCGCAGUUAGUAUUUUGUUAAUAGCUCAGGGCGUACCGAGCUCUGCUGCAGACCCGAGCGGGCCCAGCUUCUUUGAGCUCCUUCGCCCGCGGAGCUCCUGCACCCCCGCCUGUCACUUGGCAUUAUGUACCAGUAUCCCACGCGGCCAGGGGCGGCCCCGCCCCCGGCUGCGGCCCAAACUACGGCAUUCGGGCAGCCAGCAGCCCAGCAACCGUACGUGCCGCCUCCCCCGCCCGUGGUGGCGCCAGGCCACCCUCCCAACUCAGUGCUCUUCUCCUACGCUUCUGGUUCCGUCACGACCCUGCGACUAAAGGCUGCUGAGGCCAUUCGCUUGCAACCUCCGGUGCCCAUAUCUUCGGUGCUGCUGGCGGAGACGGCCAGUGCGCAGUCGCUACCGCAGCCAGACCUGUCCCUAGAGCGGCAAGUGCUCGGAGAGGCGGAGGCGGGGGGAGGCGGGGCAGGGUCAGCGGGGACCGGCAGCGCCAGCGGGGGGACCGGAGGCAGCGGCGGCGGCGCAUCUGCGGGCGGCGGCAAGGGCGCGUCUUCCUCGGCUUCGACAUCCAGCGACGUGGAGGCUUUUUUGGCCACGAUACAGGCCGGGUCGCUCCCGCGUGAUCCGGCAGUGGCCAUGUUGAGUGCGGACAAGGGCGCCAGCGGCCAGGCGGCGCUGCUGGGCCUGGCAUACGCGCGCGGCGGGCGGGGCGGCACAGAAAAGGCGGGUGACUUUGCCUCCAAGCUGGACCAGCUCACGGGCAUGGGCUUCCCGCUGGCCAUGGCCGCGGGCGCGCUGGCCAAGCACGGCAACGACGUGGAGGCCGCGACCGAGUCCUGCCUGGCAAUCGCGAUGUAGACCCGCCCUUGAGGCAGUCAGGCAUAGGUGAACGAGUUGGUGAAGGGUCCGCAAGCUGGUGGCAGGUGGGGGUGGUGUUGUGGAGUGAGGUGCCGGAGCAGUGGAGUGAUUGGGGCACGGUGCAAGGUGUUCUUGAGGCUCUGAGCCCCAGCAACAAUAUACAAUAAGAUUGGAAUUGAAUGUAACAUAUUCCGAUA
This is a messenger RNA of Chlamydomonas reinhardtii, 1298 nucleotides long. RefSeq lists its product as uncharacterized. The transcript has 4 exons. The record is from RefSeq and is a predicted model, not a curated record. The coding region runs from base 376 to 1101 and encodes 241 amino acids. Gene Ontology annotation, molecular function: protein binding. Lineage: Eukaryota; Viridiplantae; Chlorophyta; Chlorophyceae; Chlamydomonadales; Chlamydomonadaceae.